Messenger RNA from Arabidopsis lyrata subsp. lyrata, 1405 nucleotides. RefSeq lists its product as uncharacterized. Bases 376 to 1191 code for a protein of 271 amino acids. The transcript has a single exon. Lineage: Eukaryota; Viridiplantae; Streptophyta; Magnoliopsida; Brassicales; Brassicaceae. The record is from RefSeq and is a predicted model, not a curated record.
UGUAUUAAUUCCAGAUUUGAUCUUAUAAUAAGUGUGUUCAACCUAUAAAUCUUGGAAAAUAGAGAAAGCAUUAAACAGAAUAGUAACUAUAAUUAGCAUCUAAUUUUUCACCUAAUUAUAAUUAGUAACGUUAAAAUCACCUGUUUUAUCACAACCAAAUGUUAGAAACCAAAAAAAAAAAAAAAAAGUAACAAAACCAAAUAAGGAGAGAUUUAACAAUUCCAAAAAUCUUCCAACCACUUUUUUUUUUAACCAGCCCUCUCUCUUCUCUCUCUCUCUUCUUCCCCAAAACUCCAUUUCUCUGCAAAUCCCACACAAACCCUAAUUUUAGUCUCCCCAAAUCUUCAACUCUCACCGCCGUUUCUACCACCGUCAAUGUGGCGGCCGUGGCGUAAAUCGUCGGUCAAAAUUCACGACACAUACUCUCCAACCACCGCUUCCUUUAAAGACAUCCACCAUCUCUGCUCCGACGAUCCACCUUCCUACCCUUCUUCUCCUUCUCCAUCUCCAAAAAACGCUUCUAGAGUUUUCCACCGAGUCCGCGCAGCUAAUUUGAUCCUCAAAUCGUGGCCUACUCGUCAAUCUAAUCAGCUCCUCCGCGCAGAUUCCGAACCUAUCAAUCUACGCCGGAAUCUAAACCUAGAAUCAGAUUCAAAACAAUCGAAGACCAAAACCGAGCCAGAUGUACGGAUUUCAAUCCCAGGCGCAGAGAACAGCAUCGUCGUCUACUUCACAAGCCUCCGUGUGGUUCGUCCAACAUUCGAAGCCUGCAAAUCCGUUACAUCGAUCCUCCAUAGCUUCCCCGUACGAAUCGACGAACGAGAUCUCUCAAUGGACGCGUCAUUCUCCACCGAGCUACAACGAAUCUUCGGGAAGGAUGAAAACCAGAACCAGACGAAGACGCCGAAGCUGCCGCGAGUGUUCAUCGGUGGUCGUUACAUAGGAGGAGCGGAGGAGGUGAAACAGCUUCACGAGAUCGGAGAGUUGAAGAAGCUUGUACAAGAGUUGCCGAAGAUUGAACCAGGGGUAUGUGAGAUGUGUGGUGGUCAUAGAUUCGUACCGUGUAAGGAUUGUCACGGUAGCCAUAAGGUUCAUACGGAGAAGCUAGGGUUCAGAACUUGCUUAACCUGCAACGAGAAUGGUCUCGUCAGGUGUUCUUCUUGUUCAUUUCCUCAUCUCCAGCCUAAUUAAUUCCUAGAUUUUCAGUUUUUUUUUUUGGUUUAAAUUUCUGAUACGAGAAAUUGGAAUAAUUAAAUAUUUGUUUUUAAUCUAAUUUUUCAGAAGUUUCCAAUUUGUAUAAUUCGUAAUGGAAAAGAGGUAGCUUCAGAUUUGUUUUGGAUAAUUAGAUUCGUCAAAAGAAAAACAAAUCAUUAGAUCAUGUGAUGUGAACGUGAUUAGCAGCUAA